Messenger RNA from Gasterosteus aculeatus aculeatus (three-spined stickleback), 1588 nucleotides. RefSeq names its product purine nucleoside phosphorylase 5b (gene pnp5b). Gene Ontology annotation, molecular function: purine-nucleoside phosphorylase activity. NCBI's taxonomy places the organism in Eukaryota, Metazoa, Chordata, Actinopteri, Perciformes, Gasterosteidae. Gene Ontology annotation, cellular component: cytoplasm. Gene Ontology annotation, biological process: nucleoside metabolic process. The record is from RefSeq and is a predicted model, not a curated record.
GAAACGCGGCAGGCGCGUCCCCGCUGUGCCGCCAGAGGCGCCAGAGGCCUCUGGGAUAGAAGGACGGUUCCUGCAUCAGACCCACACACUCAGUUUGACACCUCAGCGACUCUCCUCUACUCCCAUCAUGUCCUCCGUGCCGGCUAAAGCGUUCGGCUACGACGAGUGUCGCAAGACCGCCGACUGGCUGCUGUCCAAGACGCGGGCGCGUCCCACGGUGAGAAUCGUGUGCGGGUCCGGAUUGGGGGGCCUCGCCGAGGCGCUGGAGGCCAAGGAGGUCUUCAAGUACAGCGACAUUCCCAACUUCCCCCAGAGCACAGUGCCCGGUCAUGCUGGCCAGCUGGUGUUUGGAACCCUCAAGGGGAAGCCCUGUGUUUGCAUGCAGGGCCGGUUCCACCUGUACGAGGGAUACUCUGUCCAGACGGUCACGAUGCUGCGCGUCUUCAAGCUGCUGGGCGUGGAGACGGUCAUCCUCACCAACGCAGCCGGCGGCCUCAACCGGGACUUCAAAGUGGGCGACGUGAUGAUCCUGAAGGACCACAUCAACCUGCCGGGUUUCACCGGGGUCAACCCGCUGUUCGGACCCAACGAUGACAAGUUUGGCGUGCGCUUCCCCUGCGUGUCCGACGCCUACGACCGCGAGCUGCAGCGGCUGGCGCGCGACGCGGCGUCGGAGCUGGGCUACAGCAACUUCCCCCAGGGGGUGUACUGCGUGCUGGGGGGUCCCUCCUUCGAAACCAUUGCCGAGUGUUGCUUGCUGCACAAGCUGGGGGCCGACGCCGUGGGAAUGAGCACUGCGCACGAGGUGAUCGUGGCUCGCCACGCCGGCAUGCGCUGCCUCGCGCUGUCGCUGAUCACCAACAUCUCGGUGAUGGACUACGACAGCCGAAAGGCCAACCACGAGGAGGUGCUGGAGACGGGCCGGCAGCGGGCGGGGCAGAUGGAGAAGCUGGUGUCCACCAUCGUGUCCCGGAUGUAGCACAACAAAAGCAACAUCUGAACCUAGAAUUACCCCUCUCCCCCCUCCUCCUCCCCCAAAUCCUCCUGCAGCUGGUCCCAGGUCAGCUGCUCUGCUCUAAGCAGCCGGCUGACUUACUGCACAAUAGACUCGCUUGCUUCUCUGCUUUGCUUCGACCGACUGUUACUUAAAGUCUGGUCUUAAAAUCCAGUAAACUGGGCCACUUUUAUAAUGCACACAAAGUGAAUUUCUAAAAAUAAUAAUAACUUAAUUUAAAUAUGACUUUCAAAUAGCAUUCCCUGAUGCGAGUAAACAAAUGUGAAUCAAGUGAUGUUCAACUUUUUUAAUGUAGAGGCUCAUCACAUUUAAUGCAAUCAGAGCUGAAAGGUGGAAAUUAUAUUUGUAUAUUGCGACAAAGCUGUAAAAUGUCCUAAAAUAGUUAAAACUAAUUGUAUCUUAAAUGCUGUUCUUGUUUGUUUUGAUGAUAAAUCAAUAUUUGAUUGACCCUUUGAAGAAAUUGCUCCAAGUUUUAUCACUGUGUAAGCCGACUGGGAUUUUAUGCUUUACUAAAAAGGCUUCAAUAUAUUACUACUAAUCUACUUUCUACAAUAAACUCACUGAACUUGCAAA